Messenger RNA from Galendromus occidentalis (western predatory mite), 2479 nucleotides. Its product is annotated as glycerol kinase. Gene Ontology annotation, biological process: triglyceride metabolic process; glycerol metabolic process; glycerol-3-phosphate biosynthetic process. Gene Ontology annotation, cellular component: mitochondrion. The record is from RefSeq and is a predicted model, not a curated record. The transcript is spliced from 10 exons. The coding region runs from base 219 to 1982 and encodes 587 amino acids. Gene Ontology annotation, molecular function: glycerol kinase activity. NCBI's taxonomy places the organism in Eukaryota, Metazoa, Arthropoda, Arachnida, Mesostigmata, Phytoseiidae.
GGUGAGAGGACGGGCUCCUCUCAGCAUCGAACGAACACACACAGAAACUCAGCGUUGAAACGCGUCUGGUUCGGAGAGACGUCAACUACGAGCGACGCGAUUCGGACGAAGCUUAGUGGAAGCGAAAAGCGGACUGUCGUCCAACAGCGAAAAAUUUCGGAUAAAAGUGAGUCCCCGAGCUAAUUCAUCCUAAUCGUCAGCCAGAGAAAGGCUUGGGAAUGCCGCCCCGAAUCACCACGAAUCCCCCGCAUCAUCAACGGAAGACAGGCAAAUAUGGACCACUCAUAGCUGCGAUCGAUCAAGGCACAUCCAGCUCUAGGGUGCUGAUAUUCUCAUCCGAAACUUUCGAAUUGAUCACCUAUCACCAGAUCGAAGUCAAACAGAUCUACCCGAACGAAGGAUGGGUCGAAGAGGAUCCUACGCAUCUACUCGAGACUGUCCAGCAUUGCCUGGGUCAAGUCUGGGAGAAAUUAAAAACCAUGCACAUUGACCCGAAUGAUGUUGUUGCGAUUGGCCUCACAAAUCAACGCGAGUCCACCAUAGUAUGGGAUAAGAACACCGGAGUCCCAUACCACAACGCCAUUCUUUGGUGCGACAACCGGACGGUACAGACAGUGGAGAAGCUUUUGAGCAAAGUACCUCAACACGAUGUCGACUACCUACGGCCGAAGUGUGGGCUGCCACUGUCGACGUAUUUUUCGGCGGUCAAGCUGGUUUGGCUAUUCGAGAACGUGCCUGGCGUUCGAGAAGCCGCUGAGAGAGGCGAUCUGCUUUUCGGAACCGUGGAUUCUUGGCUGCUAUGGAACUUGACAGGAGGAGCUCAUGUGACGGACGUAACGAACGCUGCUCGGACCAUGUUGAUGGACAUCGAGACCACCAAAUGGGACAAAUACUUAUUGAAGUUUUUCGGAAUCCCAAAAUCUAUACUGCCCAGCAUCAAGAGUAGCAGCGAGAUAUAUGGUUACGUAAAGGAGCCGCUGCCAUUCCAAGGCAUACCCAUCUCGGGAUGUCUCGGUGAUCAGAGCGCCGCGCUGGUCGGCCAGAUGUGCUUCAAGAUUGGAGAGACUAAAUGCACAUACGGGACAGGUGGAUUUCUCCUGUGCAACACCGGAGCCGAGCGUCCAGACUGGGGUCGGGAGCGGAAAUAUUUCCGCUCUUGGGAUCUACACUUCGGGAGCCAGAAGGUGAAAUCCACCCACGGUCUCUUGACGACCAUUGCAUACAAACUAGGACCGGACGCCCCGCUGAUCUACGCCCUUGAAGGGUCAGUGGCUGUCGCCGGCUCUGCUGUUCGCUGGCUUCGGGACAACCUAGGAAUAAUUUCAAGCACGGAAGAGGUUCAACGACUCGCAAUGAGCGUCAAAUCCACCCAUGGUGUCUACUUUGUACCGGCCUUCAGUGGUCUGUACGCUCCUUAUUGGGAGAGCUCAGCGAGGGGGGUCAUAUGCGGUCUGACCCAGUUCACGACCAAGGAGCACAUCGUCAGAGCGACGCUCGAGAGCGUAUGCUAUCAGGUGAGAGAGAUCCUGGAUUGCACGUACAAAGACAUGGGACUCGAAUUGACGCAACUGCUAGUGGACGGGGGUAUGGCGAAGAACGAUGCCUUGAUGCAGCUCCAAUCCAACAUUCUUGGCGUUAACGUGGUGAGGCCUCAAAUGUUGGAGACGACGGCCUUAGGUGCGGCCAUUGCAGCUGGCUUAGCGAAGGGCGUAGAAGUCUGGUCGCUUCCACAAAUUCUCAAGGGCGCUGCGGCCGUCAGCGAUACAUUCGAGCCGCAAAUCGUCAAGCAAGAGCGCGAGAGAAAAUUCUCCCGAUGGAAACAGGCUAUCGAACGGAGUCUCUUCUGGGAAGAUUGCACCGUUACCGCACAACGGAAAAGACUUCUCGGUGAUCAUUGGUAUCGGGUGUCCUCUCUGCCGUUUGGUCUCUUCGUCAUGGGGGCCUUCGCAAUGGUCAUCUUGGCGCAUUCCCGAUCGCCCUAAUCUCAACGUUGUUCAGUAUGUAGUACUAAGUAGCCCACGGAAGACUGGAGUAAACUCGGAAGGAGCUAGAAAUUUAGGGAGAAUGGGGUCGCGAGAUCUUCCGAGCGGGAACGCGCAAAUCUUUUUUGGAUUUUCGUACUGUUUGCCGCACGCGAACUCCGAUGCUCUGUAUAUAUGACGGGAGACGGGAACAGGACUCCAGGAGUGCUUGAAGGGUCACUUGUUGGUAGACUUGAGCGAUCGUUGCGAAAUUAUUUUUUAGCUGGUGAGAGAAGUAUGUGAUUCAGAGGAACACGAUACGUCUGGUUGUCGCCGGAAUGGAAGUGGCGGUGCGGCGUUCUAUUCGACCUGAGGCCUUCUUCAAUGUUGCUCGACUUUUCGGGAUUGUUGGGAACUACUCACAUAGGAUUCUAGUUCUGAAUGGAUCAGUGUCAGAGGAGUUCGAGUCGAACGGUUCACCGUUUUAGAAGCAUAGGUAUGGAAGUUUACGCUAAAUU